UUAUUUUUAAGAAAAUAUUAUAAAUUCCAUUGUGUUCGUCAUAUUAUUUUGUAACAUUCUUUUGUUAAAUAAGUGACGUUAAUAUGGCUGUUAUAUUUGACAUGUUAAAACCGAAAUUAGAAUUGAGUAAAUAAAAUUACUAUGGACUAUGUACCACCUCUACAAGUGGCAGAUAGCUACAACGGUGCAAGCCAUGAUAACUUCACUUGGUCCCAAAGUAUAAAUGACCUUGACGUGCUUGUGAACAUUCCUGACAGUCUGACGAGCCCUGGUGACCUCAAAGUACAAAUAUCAGUAAAGAAAAUCAAGGUCGAGAUUCGCAAAAAUCUUCUUGAAGCAGAUGUUGAUACUGACGAAUGGUCGGUAACCUUUGAAGGUCAUUUGACCUUUCCUAUCAAAUUACAUGAGUCUCUUUGGAGUUUAUUACCUGGGAAAUUUGUACAUAUUCAUUUAGAGAAAGUGUCUGAGAGAUGGUGGGAAGCUUUAAUUAUAGGUGAACCAAAGAUUCAAUUAGACAAAAUGGAUUGUUCUAAAGAUUUUAGUGAUCUUGGAGAAGAGGAACAAAUGAAACUACAAGAAAUGAUGUGGAAAGAAGUUAAAAAAUUUUCUGAAUUGAAUAAUUAUAAUAAUGCUAUUAAAAAGAAAGAAUGAAAUAAAUUAUCUCAGUGUAUUUAUAAAAUAACAACUACUUAGGUAUUGAUUUUAUCAAUUAACUGCAAGAUUAUAUUUCAUUUUAUUAAACUGCCUACGUAAGAAUUCUAAAUACAGGCAUUUGGUAAUUCAUUACACGUUAUACCUUGAUAAAAAUGUAUCAAGUGUGUAUUAUAAUCAACAGAAAAGUGAAUAUCUGAUCCGUAAAGUUAAAACCGUUAAUCUAAGAAUAUCUAGACAUUCCACUUUUUCAUUUUUCAAUCAACUUGAUGAUAAACUAGAAUGAUAGUUGAUGCGUACAAAGACUCUGGGUAUACUUGAGUAUACUCGAUUAGAAAGGAAAGAAAGUCCAGUUGAUUGAGGAAUCGCCAGUGAUGUUCAAUUACAAAAUUAGUCUUAUGUUUCAGUUGAAUACUUUUUAUUGUUUUAUGAAAAGAAAAAAUUCAAAAAACAUAAAAGAAUAGAAUGUAUAUUCAACAAAAGAUAAAAAUGUUAAAAUAUUCUGAUAUAAUUCACUUGAUGACUUGGAGGAACCAGCCUACAUAUAACAGAAGUAGAUGCGUGAGAAAUCAUCAGAAACUCUACUCUGAAUCUCUUCAAGCAUUUCUCUCAUUCAUGUUACGUCAGUGCAGCUGUUGAACGUAAGAGAUUGGCAUUCCAAAUACAUGGAAAUCCCUGCUUUUCCUCAGCAUUUGUACAAUGAAUUUAUCUGAGUGUAAUGGUUACUCGCUGAAGAGGGACAUGGGAGUGAAGUCUCAUGGAGCAGGUUUAAUUAGCAUUUUUUGAUAUGUUAAACUAUAAGAAAUAAUGCUGAAACAACUGAGAGCUGGAAAAAUUACAACUUGAUGAAUUUCUAAUGGAAAUAAUGUUUUAUAAUAAUUUUAUUGUGGCAUUUAAAAGUAAUAUUGUUAACAAGAGAAGUUGAGAACCUGCAUAGGUAAAACACAGGCAAUAUACCUGCUUCAGAGGACUAUUCAUCCCCACCUGCAAGUUCCCUCGCCUUUCUUCAGUUCUCCUUCGCUUCUCCCGUAUGGACGAAGUUGAGUUUCUGCUUUUCUCUAACUAGUCGUGCCGUUAGUGUUGUUGCUGAGAGAAUGGUAUAAUGUGCUACAGCGUGUUACAACAAUUGUGUCAGAUACCAUUUUAUUGACGACCUCUUUAAUUAAUUUAUAUUUAUCCUAAAUUAUAAUUUAUUUUACCAAAAAAUAAAUCAUAACAAAGGUAAAUAAAUCGUUAGUGAUAUAACUCGUGUAGCCACAAUCUGGCAACUGUUCUAGUGUUUACGGAUGCUCCACUCGUUACGAUUUCAUUUCUUCAACAUCGUUGAGUCACCAGGGCCAGGAAGAAAUAGUGUGGAAGGUGCUAAAGUUUGGUGCUAUUCUUGAUUAUAUUGUUUAAGUUGAAAAA
Messenger RNA from Chelonus insularis, 2058 nucleotides. Its product is annotated as nudC domain-containing protein 3-like. Gene Ontology annotation, biological process: protein folding. Gene Ontology annotation, cellular component: cytoplasm. Bases 142 to 651 code for a protein of 169 amino acids. Lineage: Eukaryota; Metazoa; Arthropoda; Insecta; Hymenoptera; Braconidae. The record is from RefSeq and is a predicted model, not a curated record. The transcript has 4 exons.